This is a messenger RNA of Racocetra persica, 1440 nucleotides long. The record is from the annotation of a GenBank genome assembly. NCBI's taxonomy places the organism in Eukaryota, Fungi, Glomeromycota, Glomeromycetes, Diversisporales, Gigasporaceae.
AUAAUAAGUUAUGUCAUGAUGGGACUAAACCAUUACAAGGGUUUAUGUUAGCCAGGAAACCUCUUCCUAUUGACAAAUGGUUCAGUCCACCAGAGCUACCUCCAGAAUACGUUCCUCUUCAUGAGUUUGACACUGAAAACCAAUAUGUCCAAGAUGCAAAUAAAAAAAAUAUAAAACCAAAACAGACUACAUUGGCGAUUGUUGCGGAACAGCGUGGCGCAUUACUAGGUGAAACGCCUUUAAAUGCACCUGCACGUUCUGUAUUUGAUUAUGUGUCUCGAAAAGAUAAAGAAAGACUAGAUAGUAUAAUUCGACCAGUAAUUGAUACAUUAGGUGACAAAAACACUAAUAAACCUCCUGAAGUUAAACUUCCAAAGAUAGAAAAAGAUGUUGCUUUGGCUGCUUUGAAAGGGUUCAUUCCUUUCGAGGAUAAUAAGAAAAAACAAGCGAGAUACAAAAAAUAUUUAGAAAUUCAUGCAGAGUUAAUAGCUCCUGAAUUGUUAAAACAACCCGAGGAAUUAACUGUAGAUGAAUUUUCAAAAGAGCUAGAUGAAUUUGCUCAAGCGGCAAGAAUAUUUCGUCCAAUGUCAAAAAUGAUUGCAUCACGGUUCGUUACUAGUACAGCACCUGCUGAAGAAUUCAAACAGCCUACUCCUGGUCUAAGAUCCGGCGCUGGUGCUGGAGAUGAUUUAAAUAUUACCCCAAUUAAGCAGAAAGACACAAGUCAAAUUAGCAAUGAAUCAACCGCAGAGGCUGCGGCAAGAAUGAAUAUGUUUGGUCCACUUACGAGAACAAAAUUAAUGUUUUAUCCAAGCAGACUUCUGUGUAAACGAUUUAACGUAGCAAAUCCGCAUCCAGAUCAUGUACAAAAUUCAACCUCUGGUAAGACCCAAAAGGGUCAGAAAGAAGCGCUCAGCAAAGAGACGAUGAAUGAAAUUCUCAAUAAGCAAGACGCGCAAAGUUUCCCAGGAAUUAGCACAACUGUGUCCAGUAGUAUUUACAGUCAAUCUUCUGUAUCUGAUACGAAUGUUAUUGAUCAAAAACCGUAUACACGCCCUGCGAUGGAAUUAUUUAAAUCCAUUUUUGGUGAUUCAGGCUCAGAAGACGAUGAUGAAGACGCUCCAAAACAUAAAAAACCCCCAAAUCUAGUAAUUGGCGAUUCGGAGCCUCAAGAUACGAUCAAAGACAAACCACCAACACCUAUUUCACAUAAUAUAGAUGAAGAUGUUAGUGCUACACCGUUUAGACCAAUGUUUAAGAAGAAAUCAGAUCGUGCAGGUGGGGAUAUAUCUUCUGCUGAAAUAGUGAAAACCAAAUCAGAAUCUAGUUCAUCAAAGAGCAAGAACCAAAAUAUGAAAGGAACGUUAUCAUUCGAGGAUGAAUCGUUCAUUGGACCAACUAGUUCCCGAAAAAAGAAGAAACGAUCACUCAAGAAUGAAA